This is a messenger RNA of Uloborus diversus, 969 nucleotides long. RefSeq lists its product as uncharacterized. Gene Ontology annotation, cellular component: membrane. The record is from RefSeq and is a predicted model, not a curated record. Bases 1 to 969 code for a protein of 322 amino acids. Gene Ontology annotation, biological process: sodium ion transport. The transcript is spliced from 7 exons. Gene Ontology annotation, molecular function: sodium channel activity. NCBI's taxonomy places the organism in Eukaryota, Metazoa, Arthropoda, Arachnida, Araneae, Uloboridae.
AUGUGGAUAAAAACUGUGCAGUGGGAAGUGUUCCGCGAGGAAAUUCAAAGGCUUCAAAAGAAUCAGCAGAUUAGUAAAUCUUCUAAGAUUUAUUCCUUAUCUCCAUAUCUGGACGAGACUGGUGUUCUUAGGCCGAUAACCUAUGGCAAAUUCAUGAGUGACGCCAACAUCACUGCACAGGAUCACGCAAGGCUGUCUAUAGGACUCGAAGAAUAUUUGAACUGUACCAUCGAGUUCAACGGUGUGACUACAAGAUGCAAUAUGGAAAAUGUACUGGGAUCAUUUUACACAAUGGAAGAACUGCCGCAGUACUGUUAUACAAUCUAUUCACUAUGGGGAAAUCCUAAUGGUAAAAGAGAAAAAAUUCCAAAGGGCGCAAUAAUGAAGUUGAACUUUUUCUUGAACGUAUCUCUUCGAGUUGAAACUAGGAAUCCUGUUCUCAAGCCGUCCCACAAUAUUCCAAGUUCACCCAAUGUUCAAAUCGCUGUGCAUUCGCCUUACUUUCUACCGAGUCCUUACUUAGAGGGAAAGAACUUCCUUGGCGGUUCUGCCUAUGAAGUUCGAGUGACGCUGGACGAGAGGCAUCUUCUACCUCUUCCUUACCAAACGAACUGCACAGAUUAUUUGAAAACGUGGCAACAGCGAGGUGGACGAGCUCCAAUAAACCAAUUGGGUGUUAUACAGGAAUGUCGGCUGAAUCGAACAUAUGACGUACUGAAGUGCAUACCAGUGACUCUGGAUUACCCUCAUACUUACAAUAUUUGUCCAGCAUGUUCAAAGUCAAAUUGUGCACAGCAAGCUUCAUACACUAAGGUUUUAAUAACAGAAGCUGGUGGUGAAUCAUCCAAAAUAUCAGCAUCAUAUGCAACAACAGACAGAGCAAGACGAUCAAGUGUCAGAGACAUUGUCAAAGCUUGUAAGGAUCAAUGGAAUGGUUAUGAUUUUGCAACUUUGCACUGGGAUUCUUAA